Messenger RNA from Capsella rubella, 456 nucleotides. RefSeq lists its product as uncharacterized. Bases 1 to 456 code for a protein of 151 amino acids. Lineage: Eukaryota; Viridiplantae; Streptophyta; Magnoliopsida; Brassicales; Brassicaceae. Gene Ontology annotation, molecular function: zinc ion binding. The record is from RefSeq and is a predicted model, not a curated record. The transcript is spliced from 2 exons.
AUGUCAGGAAGUUCUCACUCUUUACCCAACGUGGAUCGAAUUAAAUUUGAUGAUGCUGAUUGUGGGAUUCCAAUUGUUUGUUUCUGUGGUGGAAGGGCACAGCUUGAACCUUCUAUGAAAAGGACAAAUCCAGGAAGACUCUACUACACAUGUCCAAACCGAGAUGAUGGAGAAUGUCACAUUUGGAAGUGGUGGGAUGAAGCUAUUGUGCAAGAACUAACAUCUUUGAGGCAAGAAAUUCAUGAGUAUCCAACUAUGAAUCAAAUGCGUGAAACGCUUUUGGUCCAUAGAGACGAGAUUUCUCACCUCUAUAAUCUCCUAUCGGAAAAUGAAAAUGAAAUGGCAAGGCUUAAGGUGUUGAUUGAAAAAAAAAGCGAUGGAAUUUCUAUGGAGUUGAAGAAUACGGUUGUUGCGGCUUUUGUUGUACUUGCAAUAAUAGUCUACAUGUUUAAGUAG